This is a messenger RNA of Synchiropus splendidus (mandarinfish), 2091 nucleotides long. Its product is annotated as T cell receptor beta chain MC.7.G5-like. The coding region runs from base 4 to 1506 and encodes 500 amino acids. Gene Ontology annotation, biological process: cell surface receptor signaling pathway. The transcript is spliced from 12 exons. Gene Ontology annotation, cellular component: plasma membrane. Lineage: Eukaryota; Metazoa; Chordata; Actinopteri; Syngnathiformes; Callionymidae. The record is from RefSeq and is a predicted model, not a curated record.
AACAUGAUCCAUUUCAUUUUAGGGUUUGGGUUGAAAUUCAUGCUGUCUGCAGGAUCAUCUCUGAAUGACAAAGUCUUCCAGACUCCACCUGAGAUGUUCAAGAAACCUGGAGAAGACGUUGCAAUCAAGUGUUUCCAUCAAAUUGCCAGCUACAACCAAAUCCUCUGGUACAAACAAAGCGACCAACAGCUUGAGUUACUGGGAUAUCUCAACGUUGACUAUGCCAAUCCAGAGCCUGGGGUGGACGUGAAGAUAGGAGGGAACGCAAACGCAGGACAAACCUGCACGCUGACAAUAGAUGCCGUCAGUCAGGAAAACACUGCUGUUUACUUCUGUGCAGCUAGUGUGCACAGUGUUUGCCUGGGUGUGGAGGUCCACCAAAGUCCACCACAACUCUUGGUGAAAGUGGGGGAGGAAGCCCAGCUGGUCUGCAGCCAUCAAAGAGGAGACUACAGGGUGAUGCAGUGGUACCAACAGUCCCCGGGAGAGUCGGCGCUCAAACGCAUCGGCCACUUGUCUUAUGAUGAUAAAGAAUAUGAAGACCCUUUUAAAGAUCACUUUCGUUUCGUCGGAGAUCUGAGUGGAAGCUCCAACAAGAAUGCCUCCAUGUUUAUCACAAAAAUAAAGCCAGAGCACAGUGCUUGUCUGAGCCUGGAGGUCCGUCAGACUCCUGAAGAAAUCCUCAUAAAACCUGGAGGCCGAGCCGAGAUGGUCUGCCAACACAGCAGAACCGACUACAGACAGAUGCUCUGGUACAAGUACUCCACUGAGAACAACCUCAUGGAUCUGAUUGGAAACCUUUAUAACAGCGAUGCCACAAUGGAGGAGCCGCUCGUGCAGCUCUGCAAACACAUCUACAUCAUGAUCGUUCAGACCCUGUGUUUGCUGGUCCUCCUCCACUCUGGUUUCAGCGUCACUGUUCUCCAGUCACAGGAUCAACAACACUGUGACUCCGGUUAUGCAGCUUACUUCGGACAAGGAACCAGACUCACAGUUUUGGAACCUGACAGAACCCCCAGCGCACCAUCAGUCAAAGUGUUGAAGCCCUCACUAAACGAGUGUCGCAUCAAAAAUGUAUAUUCUCAAAAGGAGAAAUAUUUGACGUUGACAUGUGUGGCAUCCAAAUUCUACCCUGAUCACGUGAGCGUGACCUGGUGGAGAGACGGGAACAAUCUCAUCGAAGAGGUUUCUACUGACCAACGGGCUCGACGGGUCGAUGACUACUACCAAAUCACCAGCCGGCUGAGGGUCAGAGCUCAAGAAUGGCUCGGAGAGGACAGGAACUACACCUGCAGAGUGAGCUUCUUUGAUGGAGAAAACACUGUUCCUACUGGAGAUUCUAUUAAAGGCGUCAAUCGCCCAGGUCCAGAGGUCACCAUAACCAGAGAGGAAUACAUAAAUGUCACACACAUGGCCAAAUUGUCGUACGUGGUCCUCAUCUUCAAGAGCUGCGUUUACGCAGUCUUCGUCGUGUUUUUGCUGUGGAGGCUUCAGCGUGUCAAAUGAUCAACUCUGGAACUAAAUUAGAUUUAGGGGACACAGCGCUGAGAAGUUUUCAAGAACUAAAAGUCCACCUCACCAACCUUGAUGGUCACGACUUUCAAGAAUCCAGAUCUCGGCGGGGACCAUCACACUCAAGUCAACAAAUCGUGCUUUCGUGCAAGACUACGACACGCAUGUCUAUCUAAGACAAACCUUGUGCCAGCUGGUCAAGACAUGGAAAAAUUUUAAUUUGAAAAUAUUUAGCUGCUUAGUUUUGCUCCCAUUUUAUCAGGUAAACUGGACUUGUGUCUUAGGUUCAACAAAUAUAUUGUUCCAGAAAUUACAGACAAAUCAUGAACUGACCUCAUCUGUACUACCCGACUCCAAUCCAAAUGUAUUUGAACUUUUUCAAAUGUAUUCAAACUUUUAUGUUUGUCAGUGACAUUUUGUGCAAAAAAAAAAAAUUCAUGAAAUAUGAAUAGCAUUUUCAUUCAUACUAGGCAACAACUAUAAUUUCAUGUGUAUAUACAAAUAUUUCACUUCGUAGCUUGAGUUGCUUUUUAUGUGUGUUUGUGUGUUAAGUGAUUAAAAAUAUUUGGAUAUACUUGC